CUGUUUCGUAGAUUUGUUUUCAACACACAGUGCAGUGAAUCACCGCAGUUGGUGUAAAAGAUACAAGAAAUUAUUAACAGUUUUAUUAGUUUUAUCAUUAUUUUCUACAAGAAUUUAAUUAACAAUCACUAAAAGUAGUAAACCAGUUUCGCACCGCGCCUUCAAAAUGCGCCGCCGUGCCGGGGUCGGAGCCAUCCAGAAGCAGAAGCUCGAAGCGGAAAAGUACCGCGACAAGGGCACCGAACUGCAGGACUCCCAGCUGGAGCAGAUGGUCAAACAGAUGGACGUCCUCAAAGAGAACCUGGAGGAAUUUGCCGCCAAACAUAAGGCGGAAAUCAAGAAAAACGCCCAGUUCCGGCGACAGUUCCAGGAGAUGUGCGCCGCCAUCGGGGUGGAUCCGCUGGCCUCGGGGAAGGGCUUCUGGAGCGUGCUAGGGAUGGGCGACUUCUACUACGAGCUGGCGGUGCAGGUGGUGGAAGUUUGCCUGGCGGCCAAUCACAGCACAGGAGGCCUAAUGGAACUGAAUGAACUGCGGAAUCGGUUGGUGGCCGCUCGGGGUCGGAAACAAAUCCACCAGGAAAUCGUAAACGAAGACAUAAUAAUGGCCGCCAGGAAGCUAAAGAUAUUCGGCAAUGGAUUUACGGUUUUCCCGGUCGGGGAUGGACGAUACAUGGUUCAGUCGGUUCCUGGAGAGUUGAGCCUGCAGGAGACAUCGGUCCUGAGUGCGGCAGCCAAUCAGGGUCAGGGCUAUGUCACGAUCUCGAUGUUGAUGGACAAUUUGGGUUGGACUGAAUUUCGGGCCCGGCAGGCAAUAGAUAAGAUUCUCUCGGAUGGCCUGGCCUGGGUGGAUAAUCAAGGCGAAGAGGUAUCCUAUUGGUUUCCCAGUUUAUUUCCCGGACGGUUGGGUUCGAAAACCGCAUGAGUUCUAUAAUAUUCGAAUAUAAUAAUAAAUGUUAUGUCCUCAGAUGACACGGGACUACGUGUUACUUGUGA
Messenger RNA from Aedes albopictus (Asian tiger mosquito), 993 nucleotides. It is a transcript of the gene lsn, whose product is annotated as vacuolar-sorting protein SNF8. The transcript is spliced from 3 exons. Gene Ontology annotation, cellular component: ESCRT II complex. The record is from RefSeq and is a predicted model, not a curated record. NCBI's taxonomy places the organism in Eukaryota, Metazoa, Arthropoda, Insecta, Diptera, Culicidae. Gene Ontology annotation, biological process: protein transport to vacuole involved in ubiquitin-dependent protein catabolic process via the multivesicular body sorting pathway. Bases 167 to 922 code for a protein of 251 amino acids.